Messenger RNA from Malus domestica (apple), 1455 nucleotides. RefSeq names its product calcium uniporter protein 2, mitochondrial. Lineage: Eukaryota; Viridiplantae; Streptophyta; Magnoliopsida; Rosales; Rosaceae. Gene Ontology annotation, molecular function: calcium channel activity; uniporter activity. Gene Ontology annotation, cellular component: uniplex complex; mitochondrial inner membrane. Gene Ontology annotation, biological process: calcium import into the mitochondrion; mitochondrial calcium ion homeostasis. The record is from RefSeq and is a predicted model, not a curated record.
AUUCAAAAGAUCGUGGUCGUCCCGUUAAUUGGGACACCUAUAUAAAGAACCAGAGGCCUCCAUUGUUGAUGCGCUCAAUAACCAUUACAAAGCUUCAACAGCUCUCUCUAUAAUUCUCGCUAUUUUCUCUCUCUAGAUUAUUACAAUGGCGUUCAAGAAAACCCUAGCCGAGCGCCUGUUCAACAUCUCCAAGGCGUCGACCCAAACCCUCAGAAACUGCCGGAUUUCGUCGUCGGCGGUCCACACCCGACCCGCUCCCAAGCCCCGCGAGACCAGAAUCGCCCCCGACCCUGGAGACAAUGCCAUUUUCCGGAGGUUCCUCCACAAGAGAUCGUCGGCGGGGAAUUUCCAGAAGCAGGAGAUCUGGUCUUUGCCGAUGGGGGCAAACCUGAUGGAGAAGCUCAAAGUCGUGGCCAUUGGCCGGGACCGGAUCCGAUUGGACGGUUUGGCCCCGCCGGAACCCGAGUGGAAGAGCUCGCCGAUGGAGAAAUCGGGAUUGACGACGGAGGAAACGAAGAAACUGCUGAGGGUGGCCCAGCUGGAAGCCGUGAAAUCGAAGCUUCGAGAAGUCCAGAAAAGCUGGGUGUCGUAUCCGGAGUUUGUUGGGAUCUGCCGGGAAGGUUGCGCGGAUCCGGAUAUGGGUAUCGGGUUUGCGAAAUCGUUGGACGAAAACGGUUCCGUGAUCGUAUUGGGAAAUUCCGUUUGCUUGAGGCCUGAACAGAUAGCCAAAGCAAUCCAGGAACUAAUUCCUAUUCCAGGAACAAGAACCAACUCCAAUGAUCCCAGGAUUAGGGAAUUGGAAGACAUGGAGAGGCACAAGUUUGAGAUAGACCGAAAGGCGGAGUCCCUUGUUCGAAAGGAGCUUUUGUGCGGUCUUGGCUAUUUGGUUGUCUCCACAGCCGGAUUCAUGAGGCUCACAUUCUGGGAACUCUCAUGGGACGUCAUGGAACCCAUUUGCUUCUUCGUUACUUCAAUGUACUUCAUAGCUGGAUACGCCUUCUUUCUCAGGACCCGGAAAGAGCCCUCUUUCGAAGGGUUUCGCCAGAUUCGAUUUGAGGCUAAGCAGAAGCGCCUCAUGAAGCUUGAGAACUUCGAUGUCGGAAGGUAUGACGAGCUUCGUAAAGCAUGUUGUCCCUACUCAUCGGCUUCAUCAGAAAUGACCCUGUCAACUGCUUUUGAUGGGGCAAAGAGGAUGCAAUUUGGUUCACUACAUAGUUAAAUGAAAAAUACAUAAGCAACAGAACAAAAAAAUAACAAUAUGAAUCAUUGGAAAACCCCAAUUUUGUUUUAACACCCACAGAAUUUAACUUUAGCAAUUUAGUGACCGGCUUUAUGUAAACAAUGAUGUGGAGAGUGUUUAGGUCUCUAGUUCUUGAUCAGUUUACCCGAAAUCAUGAUUUACAAGUUACAACUAUGAAUUGAAGUUGUAAUUCUUUUAUUUAAUUUGUUUUUUUU